AUUGAACACGGUCGAGAGUAGUGGAAGUGGUUUUGGGCAAUUGCAACUGGUCCGCCAAUCCAACCGCUUUCUUCGUCUCACCGUCGAUGAAGAUGAAGACGACGAUGUUCUUGCACUGACUGGCGCGCCCUUUCUCUCUCCUCCUCCAUUUCGCAUCCUAUCAGUCCAAGAACUCGCCGCAUAUUGCACGCUACACCACUCUCGACUCCGUUCCUCAUGGCUUCAUCUAGAUUCAGCAGCUCUGUUCCUCUUAACGCGAUCGUCUCCGAGAAUGGCGGUGGCGGUGGCGGUGGCUCCAAUGGCUCCGUUUCGUCCUCUUCAGCUUUAGUAGAUACUGAAAACGACGAGAAUUCAGUUCUUGGGGUUGGGUAUCGUCUUCCUCCCGCUGAAAUCAGGGACAUUGUUGAUGCUCCACCGCUUCCCAUAUUGUCAUUCUCGCCACACAGGGAUAAAUUAUUGUUCCUCAAGCGGAGGUCAUUGCGUCCAAUAUCAGAACUUGCAAAACCAGAAGAAAAGCUGGCUGGUAUACGUAUUGAUGGACAGUGCAAUUGCAGAAGUCGAAUGUCGUUUUAUACUGGAAUAGGCAUUCAUCAGUUGAUGCCUGAUGAUUCCUUAGGUCCAGAGAAGGAGGUUCAUGGCUUACCAGAUGGUGCUAAGAUUAAUUUCGUUACCUGGUCACCCGAUGGCCGCCAUUUAUCUUUCAGCGUGCGAGUUGACGAGGAAGAUGGCAGUAGCGGUAAACUUAGAGUUUGGGUUGCUGAUGUCGAAACUGGGAAAGCUAGACCUUUGUUUCAGAAUACAGACAUCUAUGUGAAUGCAGUUUUUGAGAAUUUUGUUUGGGUAAACGAUUCUACUUUGUUAGUAUGCACCAUUCCUUCCUCUCGUGGAGAUCCACCAAAGAAACCUUUAGUUCCCCAUGGUCCAAAAGUUCAAUCAAAUGAGCAGAAGAACAUUAUUCAAGCUAGAACCUUUCAGGAUUUGCUAAAGGACAAAUAUGAUGAAGAUUUAUUCGACUACUACGCCACUAUCCAGCUUGUUUUGGGUUCAUUGGAUGGAACAGUUAUGGAGUUCGGCACACCAGCUAUAUAUACGUCACUGGACCCUUCCCCUGAUCCGAAAUAUAUUUUGAUUAGUACCAUUCACCGGCCGUAUUCUUUUACCGUUCCAUGUAGUAGAUUUCCUAAAAAGGUAGCUGUGUGGACAACUGAUGGAAAAUUUGUUAGGGAGCUUUGUCAUUUGCCUCUUGCUGAGGAUAUCCCCAUUGCAUUCAACAGUGUAAGAAAGGGGAUGCGUUCCAUCAGUUGGAGAGCAGAUAAGCCAUCCACACUCUACUGGGUGGAAACUCAAGAUGGUGGAGAUGCCAGAAUAGAGGUUUCUCCUCGUGAUAUUGGUUAUACACAAUCUGCCGAACCAGUCGAAGGUGAACAGCCAGAGAUACUGCAUAAACUUGAUCUUCGUUAUGGAGGAAUAUAUUGGUGUGAUGAUUCACUGGCUCUAGUUUAUGAAUCUUGGUACAAGACGCGCAGAAUACAAACUUGGGUAAUCUCUCCUGGAUCUAAAGAGUACAAUCCUCGCAUUCUAUUUGAUAGGUCAUCAGAAGAUGUGUAUUCAGACCCUGGGUCACCGAUGCUGCGGAGGACUCCUCUUGGGACAUACGUAAUUGCAAAGUUAAAGAAGGAAAAUUAUGAAGGCACAUAUGUUCUACUAAAUGGUAGUGGUGCUACUCCUGAAGGGAACAUCCCUUUUAUUGAUUUAUUUGACAUAAACACAGGCAGCAAAGAAAGAAUAUGGAAGAGCGACAAAGAAACAUAUUAUGAGUGCGUUGUGGCUUUAAUGUCUGACAAGAAAGAAGGAGAUUUAAAUCUUGAUGAGCUGAAAUUUUUGAUUUCUAAAGAAUCCAAAACUGAAAAUACCCAGUACUACAUUCUGAGGUGGCCUGAUAAGAAAGCAAGUCAAAUUACAAAAUUCCCCCAUCCAUAUCCACAGCUGAAAUCACUGCAGAAAGAGAUGAUCAGAUACGAGAGAAAAGAUGGAGUUCAAUUGACAGCUACACUUUAUCUGCCACCAAACUAUGAUCCAGCAAAAGAUGGCCCUCUUCCCUGCUUGAUCUGGUCUUACCCUGGGGAGUUCAAAAGCAAAGUUGCAGCUGGACAAGUUCGUGGUUCCCCUAAUGAGUUUGCCAGUAUAGGUUCAACAUCUGCUCUUCUUUGGUUGGCUCGCAGGUUUGCUAUUUUGGCUGGACCAACAAUACCUAUCAUAGGUGAAGGUAACGAGGAGGCCAAUGAUAGAUAUGUAGAGCAAUUGGUUGCGAGUGCAGAGGCUGCGGUAUUGGAGGUCAUUAGACGGGGGGUUGCUCAUCCUAACAAGAUUGCAGUUGGUGGACAUUCAUAUGGUGCGUUUAUGACUGCGAACCUUCUGGCUCAUGCUCCCCAUCUUUUUUGCUGUGGAAUUGCUCGCUCCGGUGCCUAUAACAGAACACUGACCCCUUUUGGCUUUCAGAACGAGGAUAGAACUCUUUGGGAAGCAACCAACACAUACGUAGAGAUGAGUCCAUUUGUAUCAGCAAAUAAAAUAAAGAAGCCAAUUUUACUCAUUCAUGGUGAAGAAGACAACAACCCAGGAACUUUACCCAUGCAGUCCGAUCGAUUUUUCAAUGCCUUGAAAGGCCAUGGAGCAUUGUGUCGCCUUGUGGUUCUUCCCUUUGAAAGCCAUGGAUAUUCUGCACGAGAAAGUAUCAUGCAUGUCCUCUGGGAAACUGAUCGAUGGCUGAACAAAUACUGUUCAUCUAACCCUUCUGAUUCAGGUCAAGAUGUGGAUAAAAGCAAAGAGGGAGGCAAUGAAGCAGGAGAUUCCGAAGGGAAAGUUGUUGCUGGUUCUGGAGGUGGUGGCCCAGAGAAUUAAAGUCCUGAUCAUGAUGGAUUUUACUCUAUUCAAAGAUCAUUGUUGUGGUGUUCUUGCUGAUCUUUUGCGGCCAAGACUGAAGUGGGGAGUUCAUUUGUAAAAAUAAGAAGCAUGGAGUAAGCACAACAACGUGCAUGGGGAGAUACUGAUCCAUGCUUCUGAAGUUGUAUCAUUGAAGGUUAAAAUAAAAAGUGGCUUUUGGUAAGAAUUUUACAUCAUAUUGAAGAGACACAUAGUUGGUAAGUCACGUUCUGGUUGCUAUUUAUACGAUUUAUGGAGGCGAAAAUUUACAUGUAAACAAUUUGAAGAAUGGCUACCUGAAUCUUCAGAAGCAGUUAUGUGCUUCGUUUUCGCGUAAAAUUAGUUUGCUAUUUUG
Molecule: messenger RNA, 3277 nt
Organism: Cucurbita maxima (winter squash)
Lineage: Eukaryota; Viridiplantae; Streptophyta; Magnoliopsida; Cucurbitales; Cucurbitaceae
Product: probable glutamyl endopeptidase, chloroplastic
Exons: 11
Coding region: 217-2901 (894 amino acids)
Biological process (GO): proteolysis
Molecular function (GO): serine-type endopeptidase activity
Source: RefSeq, a predicted model, not a curated record